AUGGGGGAAAAAUCGAGGUCUCCUUCCUUCUACAUUGUAAAUGUAGCCGGACUCCUACUUGUAUUAUCCGUUAUUGGGAGCACACUCAGGUUUACGGUAAUAUCAGUUACGCUGAUAUCAUGGCUGCAAACGCAAUGGCUGUCAUAUACAUCCGCCCUCCAAAGACGGCACUCUAGGCGACUCGCGGCAGCAGCUGAUGAGAAUCGGACUCGGCGACGGAAGCAAGUCGCUGAAAUCUCGGAGGCGGUUGGACAGAAUGUUAUUUCGUUACUGGAUAAGAGGAGACGGGAGCUUGUACUCAGGUUGGAUCAGGAGGCGGAGAGGAGGAGACAAAGUUAUCGACGGGAUAUUGUUACUAGGAUUACGGAUGAUCUGGUGCAGUUUCAGGAGGGCGAGAGGAUUAAAGAUGAGCAACGUCUUACACUUCGAGAGUACAAGAUAUGCCAGCGACAGAAAGAAAUCAAAGAUACAGAAGAGGCGCUUCUGUCACGACAGAAGACACUCGACGAUCUAGAGCGGAGAAUACAGAGCAGCGAGGGAGAACUACAAUUACGGCAGAGGAGAUUAGACCUGCAAGAACAGAAAGCAAAAGAUAGGAAACAAGCUCUCAAAGCACGACAGAAGGAGCUGGAUGAGCGAGAACAAAGAGCAAAAGCCGUAGAGGAAGAGGCUCGAAGAAUGCAUCUAAAACAAGAGGAAACCAAGAUACAACGUCGAGUUGUGACCCGGCCAGCGACAGUCGCUACCCGAUUCCCCGAGAAUUCGUUUUCUCCUCCUGCCUCUGUCAACAAAGCUAUUACUCUACCUGCGAACUUACUAGAAUUCGCCGACGACCUGAACUCAUACCCCUUUAGAUGUAUCGGAGUGGCGAAGACCGGAACUCGAUGUGGGCAAAGCAUGAUCUCGAACUAUGCCAAAUCGGCUGCUAGCGCACGCAUCAAGGAAAUGACAUCACCUGGCCCCGGAGACGUUGCUCUCUUUGAAAUGAAGGCUCUCCGAGAACUGGCGGACUGGAUGCUGUGUCCGCGCUGGCAUCGCGAUAAACAUCCCCAGGGGGCUGGGAUUGCGAGUAGAUGGUACAGCCAACUCAGUGACGCGAGAGCACAGCUGGAAACCCAGGCAAUGAGCUCAUACAAGACACCCCCAUCUGCCGGAGCGCCAAAUAUCUUUGGCAGUGCUAGUAGUACUGGGAUUAGUACAGGGACAACGGCUAGCAGUUUCGGCUCAUCGACGCAAUCGGCAGCUUCACCCACGUUCCACGAAAGAUGGGAUUCUCAAUCCAUGAGCUUUCGAUUGGAGAGAACGACGACAACGACCUCGGCUUUUGGGCAGCAAAAGUUUGAAGGUUCUGCGGCAAAGAAUCUUACCUCUGUGUUUGAAUUUAUGUCUCAAGAGUCGGCGGUUACGAAGAAAGGAUUCGAUCAAUGGUAA
Messenger RNA from Talaromyces marneffei, 1431 nucleotides. RefSeq lists its product as uncharacterized. NCBI's taxonomy places the organism in Eukaryota, Fungi, Ascomycota, Eurotiomycetes, Eurotiales, Trichocomaceae. Bases 1 to 1431 code for a protein of 476 amino acids. The transcript has a single exon. The record is from RefSeq and is a predicted model, not a curated record.